Messenger RNA from Anopheles maculipalpis, 861 nucleotides. RefSeq lists its product as uncharacterized. The transcript has a single exon. The record is from RefSeq and is a predicted model, not a curated record. NCBI's taxonomy places the organism in Eukaryota, Metazoa, Arthropoda, Insecta, Diptera, Culicidae. Bases 1 to 861 code for a protein of 286 amino acids.
AUGGCACAGCAAAAGUUUUUCUCGGGCCUAACCGAGGGUAUGAUUAAUCGAGCCUCCGGUGAGCGUCCCGAUCGACAGAAGACACACUUCUACUGGCCGGAUGAGUACGCACCGGAACCGGCACCGUCCACCUCGAUCAACAGCCGCCGUUCGUCAUCGACCUCGACGACCGCUUCCAGCUCACAGCUGGCCCCAUCCAUCACCACAACAGAUCACCGACGUCCGGAACAACACUCAACCUGGGAACCCGUAUCCCGCGACCGCCAUCCCAAACAUGCCGAAUCGCACAUUCAGUUUUACGACGGCGUUGGUUCAUCGUUCGGCGAACUCGAACGCACCAAGGCACACGAGCGGUUCCGGAUCGAGCAGUUUCUGCGACAACAGUCGGAGGAGGAAACAGGCGAAGCGGCCCGUGCCAAACGGCUCAGCACGCUCCAGUCCAAGAUCGAAUUCUACGACUACUGUACGCCUUCACCGGCCGUAAAUGGUGCUGUUCGACGAAAUCCGGCCCAUGCCGGGCGGUCACGAACAGAGAACAACGGGUACGGCAGCGAGCACGAUCGUAAUGGGGACACUACCGAGCACGAUCCCGGCGAGGAUGAGCUUGAUUUUGACGAUCGUAGUAGCUACCGUUCGAGCAUCUGCUCGUCAACACGCACAACCCCGACCAGUGGCCAUCGCCACUAUACAACCGGGACGGAGCUGCCCGAGCACAAGCGCAACUCCCAGCGACAUCUAAGGUCCAGCAUUAACUUCCACAACGGGUGUGCGGUGGCGGACGACAGUGACGACCCGCAAAAACCGAUCACCGUGCGCGAAUCGGCCACCACGCGUGUUGGCGUUGGUUUACCGAACCUGUAA